GCGCUCUUUCUGAUGGUUUCUCCACUGCUGGUGGCGGUGAUGGCUGGCUUCGCGGAGCUCGGGCUGUCGUCGUGGCUGGUGGAGCAAUGCCGGCAGCUGGGGUUGAAGCAGCCCACGCCGGUGCAGCUCGGCUGCAUUCCUGCCAUCCUGGAGGGUCGCGACUGCCUGGGCUGUGCCAAGACGGGCAGCGGUAAGACGGCAGCGUUUGUGCUGCCUAUCCUGCAGAAGCUGUCUGAGGAUCCAUAUGGCAUCUUCUGCCUUGUCCUGACGCCCACUAGGGAGCUGGCCUAUCAGAUCGCAGAACAGUUCCGAGUCCUGGGGAAGCCGCUGGGCCUGAAGGACUGCAUCAUUGUUGGUGGCAUGGACAUGGUGACCCAGGCGCUGGAGCUCUCCCGGAAGCCACACGUGGUCAUUGCCACACCAGGGCGCCUGGCUGAUCACUUACGCAGCUCCAACACCUUUAACAUAAAGAAGAUCUGUUUCCUGGUGAUGGACGAGGCAGACCGGCUGCUGGAGCAGGGCUGCACGGACUUCACAGUGGACCUCGAGACCAUCCUGGGCGCUGUGCCCACCCGCAGGCAGACGCUGCUCUUCAGUGCCACACUGACCGACACACUCAAGGAGCUACAGGGCCUGGCCACCAAUCAGCCGUUCUUCUGGGAGGCACAGGCCCCGGUGCGCACGGUGGAGCAGCUGGACCAGCGCUAUGUGCUGGUGCCGGAGAAGGUGAAGGAUGCAUACCUGGUGCACCUUGUCCAGCGCUUCCAGGAUGAGCAUGAGGACUGGGCCAUCAUCAUCUUCACCAACACCUGCAAGACCUGCCAGGUCCUGUGCAUGAUGCUGCGCAAGUUCAACUUCCCAGCUGUGGCCCUGCACUCCAUGAUGAAGCAGAAAGAACGCUUUGCUGCUCUGGCCAAGUUCAAGUCCAGCAUCUACCGGAUCCUCAUUGCAACAGACGUGGCCUCCCGGGGCCUGGACAUCCCUACUGUGCAGGUGAUCCUCAACCACAACACCCCAGGGCUGCCCAAGAUCUACAUCCACCGUGUGGGCCGCACGGCUCGUGCAGGGCGGCAAGGACAGGCCAUCACGCUGGUGACACAAUAUGACAUCCACCUGGUACAUGCCAUCGAGGAGCAGAUCCACAAGCAGCUGGAGGAGCUGGUGGUGGAGGAGACCCAGGUGUUGCAGAUCCUCACACAAGUAAACGUAGUGCGGCGUGAGUGUGAGAUUAAGCUGGAGGCCACACACUUUGAGGAGAAGAAGGAGAUCAACAAGCGCAAGCAGCUCAUCCUGGAGGGGAAGGACCCAGACCUGGAGGCCAAGCGCAAGGCAGAGCUGGCCAGGAUCAAGCAGAAGCAGAAGAACCGGCGAUGCAAGAAGGUCGGCCGGACGCUGGGGCAGCAACAGGUGCCCCCUGCUUCUGCCAAGGGCCAUGCCUGAGUAUUGCCAACCCCACCGACCUGGCCGAGGCCAGGCCCCUAUCAGGACCAGCGCCCUCAGCCCUGCCGUCCCCAUGGCCUGGCAGCAUCCUACAGCAUCUCCUUGCAC
Perognathus longimembris pacificus (Pacific pocket mouse) is the source of this 1548-nucleotide messenger RNA. RefSeq names its product DEAD-box helicase 49 (gene Ddx49). The transcript is spliced from 13 exons. The record is from RefSeq and is a predicted model, not a curated record. Gene Ontology annotation, molecular function: RNA helicase activity; nucleic acid binding; ATP binding. The coding region runs from base 13 to 1440 and encodes 475 amino acids. NCBI's taxonomy places the organism in Eukaryota, Metazoa, Chordata, Mammalia, Rodentia, Heteromyidae.